CAGGAGCCCUGCCCCGAAGCCCGUGUGACCUUGGGCCAGGCCUUCGGGCUCACCCUCCACAUUCGAUCGUCUGGAGAACACAGGGUCGGAUCUCUGAUUUCCGGCUGCCCCCGAGGCCCUGACGUUCGAGAUUUUAAGUCAGGUGGCAGGAGUGUGCUAACUUCGUUGGUGGAGGGAGCUGUGGCCAGAGCCUGCCGGCCGGGCCCUCGCUCGGUCCUGGGGUGUCCUGCUGAAGGGCGAGAGGAGAGCCAUGCCAGGCAGCGGCCCCAGCGAGAGGAUGACGUGGCCUGGUCCGGCCCUCCCCGCGGCCCCCCCAACGCGCCCUCUCUCCUCAGCCCCGGGGACACCGCCCAUCCCGCCCCUCACCCGGACCCGCAGCCUCAUGGCCAUGUCCCUGCCGGGCAGUAGACGGGCCUCUGCUGGAUCCCGCAGCGGGGGCCCUUUGGGCCGCAGCGGCCUGGCGGUGUUCGCCCAGUGUCCGCAGCUGCCCGCCAGCCAGAACGAGCACCUGCCUCUUCUCCCUGCCUCCAGGCGCACCUCUCCGCCAGUGAGCGUGCGGGACGCCUACGGCACCUCCUCUCUCAGCAGCAGCAGCAACUCGGGCUCCUGCAAGGGCAGCGACAGCAGCCCCACGCCCAGGCGCUCCAUGAAGUACACACUGUGCAGCGACAACCACGGCGUCAAGCCCCCCACCCCAGAGCAGUACCUGACCCCACUGCAGCAGAAGGAGGUGUGCAUCCGGCACCUGAAGGCGCGGCUGAAGGACACGCAGGACCGGCUCCAGGACCGGGACACGGAGAUCGAUGACCUGAAGACACAGCUGUCGCGCAUGCAGGAGGACUGGAUCGAGGAGGAGUGCCACCGCGUGGAGGCCCAGCUGGCCUUGAAGGAGGCCCGCAAGGAGAUCAAGCAGCUCAAGCAGGUCAUUGACACGGUCAAGAACAACCUCAUUGACAAGGACAAGGGGCUGCAGAAGUACUUCGUGGACAUCAACAUCCAGAACAAGAAGCUGGAGACGCUGCUGCACAGCAUGGAGGUGGCCCAGGACGGCAUGGCCAAGGAGGACGGCGCCGGGGAGUCGGCCGGCGGGUCCCCCGCCCGCUCCCUCACCCGCAGCUCCACCUACACCAAGCUGAGUGACCCGGCCGUGUGCGGGGACCGGCCCCCCGGCGAGCAGCCCGGGGCUUCGGGCGAGGACGGGGCUGACAGCGGCUUCGCGGUGACCGACGACACGCUGAGCCGGACGGACGCGCUGGAGGCCAGCAGCCUGCUGUCGUCGGGCGUGGACUGCGGCCCCGAGGAGGGCUCGCUGCACGGCGGCUUCAGCCUGGGCCCCCGCUUCCCUGCCAGCAACACCUACGAGAAGCUGCUGUGUGGCACGGAGGCCGGCGUGCAGGCCAGCUGCGUGCAGGAACGUGCCAUCCAGACAGACUUCGUGCAGUACCAGCCGGACCUGGACACCAUCCUGGAGAAAGUGACCAGGGCCCAGGUCUGCGGGGCGGUCCCCGAAUCGGGACACGGGUGCCCGGAGCCGGAGCCCCGCCCCCCGGGGCCCAAAGACCCCGACUCGGCCGUGGUGGUGACGGUGGGUGAUGAGCUCGAGGCCCCCGAGCCCAUCACCCGAGGGCCGAGCCCGCACCGGCCCGGUGCCGACCCCAGCCCGUCAGUGAGCGUGGCGUGCCCCGUGGAAGACGAGGAGGAGGUGGCCGCGGCCGAGAAGGAGCCCAAGAGCUACUGGAGCCGCCACUACAUCGUGGAUCUGCUGGCCGUCGUGGUGCCGGCCGUGCCCACGGUGGCCUGGCUGUGCCGCUCGCAGCGACGCCAGGGCCAGCCCAUUUACAACAUCAGCUCCCUGCUGCGGGGCUGCUGCACGGUGGCCUUGCACUCCAUCCGCAGGAUCAGCUGCCGCUCGCUGAGCCAGCAGGGCCCUGGCGGGCCGGGCGGCGGCUCCCAGCUGUGAGGGGUCCGCGUCCCCGCCAGCGGCUCCGGCGGCCCGACCACUGAUUGUAGGGGUGCCGCUCUCCCCCUCGCUCGUUCCCGGAGGGCAGCAUCUUACUUGUUUGGUCUCGGGUUUGGAAGUGGUUUUUUUUUUUUUUUUUUUUUUUUUUUUUCAGGAUGUGAACCGUGUCAGGGGGCUGAGAGUCGGGGUGGGGGGAAGGCGUCCCAAAACUUUGACGGGAGACAAGGGAAGAGAGACCGAAGGCAGGGAGGCACGCCGAUUGUACGAACUGCAGACAGAGGAGGUAGCGAGGUCCCCCCGGCCCAGCCCUGUCCUCCUGGACCUUCCCGCGGGGCGGCCCUGGCCCACAGUGUCUCUGGUGUGUUGAUCUGGGGAGGCUGGGCCUGAGACGCCUGGAGCCUCCCUGUCCCCCACCCCCACGUCCUGUCUGGUGGCCUCCCGCCCACGCCUUCUCUCUCAGGCCGCCCCUUGCCCUGGGUCCAGCCUCCUGGGCCAGCAUCAUCUCCUCACGCGGAGGCAGCCGCCUCCCAGAGUACAGGCAGCUGGCCCGGGACUCGGAGCCGUGUCUGCAGCCACCCGGUCUGGCGUCUUCAGGCCGCUCCUGGCGCUGGGAUUCAGAAGCGUCGUCCAGGCCGUGGGCACGGGCCAGAGGAAAGACCGCGACGGGCAGGAGGUGGCAGAGCGCAGCGUGGGUUCUCUGUGUUUGUUCGUCCUAGACCUUCCCUGGGAUCCGGUCCCCUCUCGGCGCAGAUCAUUCCUCCCACGACAGCCGAGCCACACAGGCCAGCGCCGGGGCCGGAGCGCACACCUGAGCCCAGCUCCCGUCCCGUCCCGAGCCUCUGCCAGCACUCGAGGAGGAGGCAGGGGCCAGCGGCUCCAGGGGGCUCCUCCAGCCUUCCGAGAUGAGGCCCCGCCACCGUGGGGACAGUCCUCAGCUGGUUUGAGAAGCCACAGGCCACGACCGCCCCUGGAGCUCACCCAGACUUGCUCUGGGGGCUUCAGGCCCAACUUCUGCUUUGCACUAUGUUCACUUUGGGGCUCGGUUCUCACGCACCCCAGCGUCUCCACUGAGGGGUUGUUUGCCUUCGAGGGCGAGGGUUCCUAAACUUUGACCUAUCUGCCUCUGGAAGGAAUUCCAGCAGGAUGGAUGGCAAGAUGGGAUACUGAAGCCAUGAUGUUCGUCCAGGCCAAAGCAGGGUGCCCUGGGAUGUCUCCCAGGCAGGGAUGGGGCGGGGCAAGCGGGGGUGCCCUGAGCCUCCCCACUCACAGCCUGAGGCCAGUUGGCCUGGGAGCUUCCCUGGCCUGCCCCCCUCCUUCCCUGGGACAUCUGGUCCCCCGGCAAAGCUGCUGACCUUUUACCACCACUGUUAUUUUACAAAGUAAACCGCUCCUUCUCCCUGGUGGGGCUUACACCCAUCUGGUCGCCCCUCCUUCAGAGGUUGGGCCCCGCAUUUGGGAGGGGUUGGUGGGACCCCCGUGUCUUACUCGUCCCUCCGGCCCAGGGGCCCCUCCGGUUCUCUGCCAAGGCUGCUUGCCCACCCCAGCUGCUCCGACAGCCGUUGCCUGACUUAUGGGCUCCGCCUUUCCUCUCUGCGCCCUCCACUCGGGGGCGGGGUGGGGGGGGGCACCUGCAUGCACUGGACGUGGGCAGCCAGCCCAACCAUGGGGGCGACAGCCCCCUCUGCCACAUGCUUUGUGCCUCCAAAGCUCCCCCCACCGGUUGGGGGCCUCAGACCAGCCAUCCUUUGUGGAGCACCCUUACCCCAGCCAAGCCACACCUGAACUCCUGGGGCCCAGCUGGGGCUGCCCCACAGACACUGGGGUCGUGACAUGGAGGGGCAGUGGACAAACCCAAUCCAAAGCCAAGCCGGGACUGGCCGUGGACCCAGCCUCCUGUGCCGUGUACUCACGAAGCUGCGUAGCGUCUCCUUAGAAACAGUCAAAGCUUUGCCGAGAAAAUAAAUGUAUGGCUAUAUUUGACAACAUAAAAUCUAUAUAUUUUUCACCACUGGAAUCUAGUCGAGCCGCGUAGCCCCUCUGCUCUCGUCUGUGUCUUGCUAUCUGUGGCCUUCCUGUCGUGUCUUGUGUUUUGGUGGACGUGG
Messenger RNA from Panthera uncia (snow leopard), 4062 nucleotides. RefSeq names its product syntaphilin (gene SNPH). The record is from RefSeq and is a predicted model, not a curated record. Gene Ontology annotation, cellular component: cytoplasmic microtubule; mitochondrion. The transcript has 4 exons. Lineage: Eukaryota; Metazoa; Chordata; Mammalia; Carnivora; Felidae. Gene Ontology annotation, biological process: neuron differentiation. The coding region runs from base 251 to 1960 and encodes 569 amino acids.